AUGCUUAAGGUGCUCGUCUUGCGCGCCAGCGUCAGUACUGUGGAUACAGUUUUGACUAAGCUUGAACAACUUAAUACGAAGUCCGGCCCGUUUGACUGUGCGUUCCUUUUGGGUCACGUAUUUGAUACAGCCGAGGAAGCCAAAUCAAAAUCUGCAGGCGUUCCAGUCUUCUGCACUAAUGGGAGGCAACUACUGGUGCCUGACCAAGGCUCAAACAAGCUGGGGUCGAACAUUACUCUUUUAAACGGCUAUGGCAUCUUUAUCACGUCUCAUGGGCUCCGAAUUGCUUAUAUUAGUGGAAGCGAUGGUUAUCUUGAGAAAAACCGAGAAUCCAUAAUGAAAACUUUCGCUGGCCUCGAUAACAAAAACGUGGACAUUCUCCUCACUGACGAUUGGAGCAAACCUUUCGAUAGAAGCCGUGGUGGACAUGGCAAGAACAGAUCUCUCGUUGAUGAUAUAAUGAAAUCUGUCCGACCCAAAUAUCAUUUUGCCACUAAUGUUGUUGAUUUAUUUCAUGAAACUCUUCCUUUUGAAUGGUCAGGAUCUGAUAUCUUAACUAGAUGUCUCAAUGUGGCAGAAUACAACUCCGGUGCUAAAUGGGCGUACGCCUUCAGCAUUUCUCUUGACGGCGAUGGGCCAAAGUCUUCAAAGCCAUCUCUGAUGGGAAAUCCUUACGAGCUUCCGGAAACAAAUAAGCGCCCUCUAGAGCAGAAUCAAGCAGCCGAAGCGCCGGCGAAAAAACCUAAGCAAAUACUUCCCGAAGAAUGCAGAUUUUGCUUCAGUAACCCCAAGAUAGAAGAACACCUUAUUAUUUCAAUUGGGGAGCAUGCGUAUUUAACAACGGCCAAGGGGCCGCUAACAGUACCAACUAACAAUAUGGAGUUCUCGGGACAUUGCCUUGUGAUACCCAUAAAGCAUAUACCAAAGAUUAACCCUGAUGAUGGCAUCGAUUAUGAUAUUUCCACAAGCCCAAUUUAUUUGGAAAGUUUGAAGUAUGAAAGAGCCAUUGCAAAGAUGAAUUUUGAAAGAUUUGAAACAUGUACCAUAUCGUUCGAGAUUAAUUCAGAAAAUUCAAUUCACUACCACAAACAGGUUUUUCCGGUUCCUAAAUACUUGAUUGGCAAAUUCUCCGCUGCCCUCGAGAGACAGGUCCAUUUCAAUAACACAAAAUACACUAACAAUGCGAAGCUUGAAUUUGAUCAGUACAGUGGGCCACAUAACGAAGACUUUAAAGCUCUUCUCAACGAUCGCGAGCAGAACUAUAUACAGUUUACUGUUCACGAAAACGAAGGUGCCGAACCAAAGGUCUAUGCUGCACGAUUCGGUGCCGAUGAACGGAUCGACCUCCAAUUUGGUCGCAGAGUACUUGCGUUUGUACUAAGGCUUCCGAAAAGGGCCAAAUGGGAUUCGAAGAUCUGUCACCAAACGCAAGAAGAAGAGAAACUAGAUGUCAAGCUCUUCCAGAAAAAUUUCAAAGAUUACGAGCUUAACAGUUAA
Lachancea thermotolerans CBS 6340 is the source of this 1497-nucleotide messenger RNA. RefSeq names its product Drn1p (gene DRN1). The record is from RefSeq and is a predicted model, not a curated record. Gene Ontology annotation, molecular function: RNA lariat debranching enzyme activator activity. Gene Ontology annotation, biological process: mRNA splicing, via spliceosome. The coding region runs from base 1 to 1497 and encodes 498 amino acids. The transcript has 2 exons. Lineage: Eukaryota; Fungi; Ascomycota; Saccharomycetes; Saccharomycetales; Saccharomycetaceae. Gene Ontology annotation, cellular component: post-mRNA release spliceosomal complex.